AUGGCGGAGAUGGCGGGGAUCGAAGAAGGGUUUCCGUGGUUUUCUGCCGAUUUGAGAAUUUUGGAAGCUGAAUAUGAAAAAUCUAAGCUUCGGGUCUUUCAGGAUACGCUAUUGUGCAAGCGUUCUAUGGUAGAAUUGGAAUUGUUGAUAAAAAAUGAACGGCUUCAAAAGAAUGUUCGCGUCAACAAAAAGAUCAGAAAGCACGAAUCACAACUUCAGGUACCGUUUAUGAAACAUUUUAAUUUCCGAGGUCAUUUUGUUUUCGAUACCUACGAACGCUUUUUAAGAAGUCUCAUAUCUCCGAAUCACAACGGUUUUCGUAUUUUAAAGGUUAAAGCUAGUUGAUCUUUCCCAGUAGUAGGCCUUCUUGUAAAUUAUUUCUCUUUCAUCAGGAACAAUUGGAAGCUUUGUCAAUAGAAUUACAGAGCACAACCAAACAGCUACAAACUGCUCAAGAGACUUUGCAGGUACUAACAUAUAUUUCUUCAAUUAAUACCGGGUUUGUUUAUUAACAGCCUCCAUGACCCCAAAGGAAAUGUUCAUUCGAAUUCAUUUGGCCUGGUAAUCAGCUGGUAAUUACAAAUAGGAAGGUAGAGAAAUAGGGCGCGAUCCAUUCAAUCAAACUUUCCGGAAAUUUCGGUCCAAAACUCAAUGGAUCGGUUCGGUCCAACCGGAAAAGUUUCGAAAAAACAGGUCCACCUUUUGAGUUGGUCCUCUUUUCCCGGUCGGACCGGUCUGAAUGUUGGUUGAAUGGAUGGCGCCCAUAGUCUUCAUGUAAUAUAUCAAACAUGAGAUGCAGUGUUUCAUCACCAGAUGAAACACCGAGAAGAGAGUUGAAAAUACGACGCGCAGCGGAGUAUUUUUGACGAACUUCGAGGUGUUUCAUCUGGUGAUGAAACACUGUGUCGAAUGUUUGAUAUUUCUUCUCAAACAAAAUCAUUUUUGAAGGAGAAAUUAAGGAUGCAAAUACUAAGCAGUGUUUCAUCCGAUUUCCAAACACUCAUUAAACAUUAAUUUCCUUUGUAUUUUCUUAAUGAAUUAUUAAUGAGUUUGAGAAAUAUAGUUCCAGUAGUUCAGGCUUAGAUAUUUUCAAAAAAGCAAAUGUUUAAUACAAAGCAAUUGACGGAUGCACUGCCAGAUAAGAGUCCAUUAAUUAUUGUCCCAACAAUGUUCUCUUGCUUGCUCAUAGGCUGUUACGUUGAGGUUUAAGUAGUGCCAGGCGUGCGAAAGGUUGGGGUAAGGGGUAAGGUCAUUUUGGGUGUGAGAAAAUAAUUUCCCCUUCCCCUCCUCUUACAAACACAAGCCGCGCAUGUCUAAGUGGGUGUCAUGCAUAUGUCUACCGGGAUGUCUUUUAAUACAUAAAAAAUUGCUGAACUCUGUGAUCACUUCCCAGGAAAAAAAAAUGAAAAAAAGGGAAAAUGGUUUUAAAACUACGAAGAUUUAUUAAGCUCCCUGCUUCUAUUAAAGAAGCCUUCCUAUAGCUAGGUUUGCUCGCUUUUCUCUUUCUUAGUAUUUUUUUUUUGUAUUUCCCUAUUAAAAAUUUUUCUCAAGAAAUUUUUUAUUUGUACCAGUAAAGUUUUUCAAAAACGUUGCAAAAAAUCUCCUGAUGAUCCCGAAGUACUGAAACCCAACAGGGGACUUAGACUUUUUGUGAUUCCCAAUAGGAUGAAAAAGUUCAUCAAGAUUUGGAGAGAAAGAAACUGGAGGACAGGAUGAACUCCAAAAUGGAAAUGAGAAUAGAGAAACAAAGAGAAAGUGCAGUCCAAAGAGAGAAUUUACUUCAAAAAGAAAUCAAGAGCUGGCAGGUACAUAAUGCCAACAUCUUUUCAUGAGUGCUCACUGGCAAGGAGUAUGAUAAUAAACAAUAAAUAAUUCGUAAAUAAUUCCUCUGUACACAGUUAUGACUAGACGAUGUGAUGACAUUCACAAUCAGAAAGUCAACUUAGAGGUCGCCAAGAGAUCUUUUUAUUUUUUAUUGCGGUGUGAUGGAACUUAAUGGUCUUCUUUGCCAUAUCAAAUCAAAGGAAUGCUUCUUUGAUUUCUCAAGGGAAACUAAAGAUAAAAUACCUUUUCCUUAAUUAGUUGUUCAUUUUAUUUGUUGAUUUGUUUUUGUAUAUCGGCCCUGCAUAAUUUUCUUCGUUUGUUACCUUAUGUAUUUUAAUAACAAGACCCCCUUUGAUAUCAGUGCUUAUUACAGUGGGGAGGUUUUCCUGUAUUAUUAUUAUUAUUAUUAUAAUUAUUAAUGAUAAUAAUUAUAAUGAUAAAACUUUUUUAGGGUCUUGAGGGGAACAGCAAAUUUGUUGCCCCAGAAUCUCCGCCGAUUCGAGGUAGCAUGCAUGCUGGUUCAUUCUUGCUAGUUCGUGGAAAAUUUUGCCUGAACUUGCUCAAGUAAACCUGCUCGAAGGCUAAAUUCGAGGGAAACAAAAUUAACCAGUUUCCCAAAUAACCAGUCGUUCAGUCAUUGAGUGAUUGCUUUUCUACCUUUGUCAAAUUCACAUUGGAAGUAUAGAAUCUCAGCGUGCGGUCAACAUUCGUGGGUAACAGUGCUCCCCCUGACCACAUAGGUCAAUUAUGGGCUCCUGGUUCAAUAUAGUUCUCUUCCACUUUUGAAUUAAAAUGUUUUUUUUUUCUGUUCCUUUCAUAGGAGAAGCACCUGCAGACAUUCAAAGAAGUGGAGGAUCUCAGAAUGGAACUGGGCAGGAAGAACAAAGCGGUGAAGGUUCGAGUAUUUGAGCAAUUUUAUCGACAAUUGAUCACACGGUUUAAGUUUUUUGCUCAAUAUAUUGUUGAGUUUAUGAACACUGAGCAAUUUCAUGUUUUUUUUUUCCGUCAAAAUUAGAGCAAGGCUAUCCAAACGCGGGUAACCGUGGAAGAUGCCUCAACUAUGGCUCAAGUUGAUCUUCAAACUUGCGAUGUUGGAGUACAGGCCCUAGAAAUGAUUGGAGAUGUGCGAAAACCUGACGAUAAUGUGCACAGAAUCGCCGAAGAUGCCCGAACGAAUGACGGUCAUGUUUACAUGAUUGACGAAUGUGUCCGAAAGAAUUACGAAUAUACCCCAGAGAAUGGCGAAGAUGGCCGAAAAAUCUACAAAGAUCUCCAAGAGACAGACAAAGUGCGAAAUAGGGGUGAGGUUAUAAAGAGUAGAAUGGAUGAAUCUUUUAGGCGAAGAAAGAGAGUGCCAGAACCCGAAGAAAGAACAAACGAUAAACGGGAUGUGAAAAAUGCUCAACCAGCGAAAAAUAAAGGUAGACAAAACAAAAGAAAUGAAAAGAAGACGAAUAAGGGCGAAGAUGCGGCAAACGAGGUAAUAGCUAAGAAAAAGGAUGAAGAAAACCCGAAAGUCUCGCGAAAGAGGAAGCCCUUGAAAAUGGAGGCAGGAAUGGAUUCAAUCAACGCUAUGGUGGAAGAUAAUGAUAAGGAUGUGCGUAAACGAGCAAAGGCUGGCAGUGCGUGGUUGUUAUCGAGUACUUCACGAGAGGAAGAUAUCCCGCCUUUAGAGUACAGCAAGACUCCAGGCAGAUUGCGCAAAAAAUCAGAUGAAAGCAGCCAGAGUUGGGAGAAGAUAACGGAUAAGGAGGUCGUUGCAUAUUCAGGUGAGGAAAUAGCGGGAUUAGCUACAGAAACCAGCGCUUCAGAAAAAUCAAGCAAGUGCAGCUUUGGGAAGCUUUCUCAACUGACAGUUUGCAUUGAAGAUGUUGGCCCCAAACGAGGGUUAAAAGUUAAUGAAAACGGAGCCGAAGUGGAAGAAGUCAGUCAUAAAGAAAAUACAGAUGACGACAAAGAAUUGACUGAAGAAUCAUCCCGCCCUGCUUUGGAGAAAGACGAGGAAUGUUCCCUUGGUUUGAGGUAUCGCCAGAAACCAUUAGAAGGAAAACCGACCGGCCCAAGGAGAAAGAACGCGUUCGAGAUUGAAGAAAACCAAGACUCCAACAAGGUUCAAAAUAAGAAUAAAAAAGCGAGAAAAGUGAAAGAAAAGGGGGGAAAUAAAAAGAGAAAGGAAACCAAAAAGGUGAAGUCUGCCAAAGAGAAAGAUUGUGAGGAUACAAUCCCAGACGAAGAGAAGGGCGAAUAUGAAAAAACACGCGAUAAAGGUGGAAGAGCUCUAAGAAAACGAACCGCGCAGAAACGAAAUUGUGAUGUGGGAUUAGAUCCGUCUAUUAAAGGUCAAGUCGAAGAUAUCAAAACACUUGGCACCGAAACCAGACAAGAACCAGAUGAUAAGGGCACGAUAGCGACGAAAAAGAAUGACAAAAUGGAUGAAAGAUGUUUGAAGGGUCAUGAACCCGUUAUGUCGCAUAUGUCAUCGCCCCAAGCUAAGAAAUUAACUCGUGAACCUGAGCUGUCAUCGCAUGAAAUCGAUCCCCCUGUUGACGAAAACCCGGUCACGUCUUGCGAUACAUCUCAGCAACCGGAAACGGAAAUACAGGGAGGGCUGAAUGAGGAAAACAACAAAGUCGCCGAGGGCGAGCUUCUUAUGGAUUAUAACUCGGCCCAGGGGGGCUCGGAUAAAAGGGAUAAUCGGAUAAAGGAAGCUGGAAAAAAGACCAAGCGAGAUUAUUUCCACAAGGAAUUGGGAAAAAAGGAGUCAAGAAAGUCUCCCAUCGAUGGAAAAAACGAAAUAAACGCAGCGGAGAAAGAAAAGGAAAACCAGAACAUUGACCUUUGCUUGACAAAAUGUGAGGAUGCCAGACAGACAGGGAAGAAUUCAGAACAUGACAAUGCUAAUGUUUCAAAGGAAAAAGAUACGGAUGUGGUUAAUAAAGAUAGUAGUGAAAGUUCCACCAGAGAGAUAGUUCAAUCUCCUAUUUUUCCAGACACUUUUCAGUCGAAAAGAAAAGGUUCUAAACACCCCUGCGGAAAAACAAAGACAUUCUUAAAGGAAAAAGCACUGAAUGGUGAAGCAAGGGGAAAGAAAAGGUAUGAAAGACGUUCGUUUUAUGCGGGUAUUCAGUGUUUAAAUUUGGGGAAAAUUCGCGUUGAAAAAAGUUUCAAUGUUUUUUUUUUGCGUUGAUUGCCAUAAUUAACUGCGGUUAAGAAAAAUGUUCUAAAUCUGACAUUCCCAUAUGCAAAAUAAUAUUCACUAGACACAGGCUGUGCACCAUGUUAUACAUGACUCUAUAGCUCUCAUUCUAAGUGGUCACGCCAUAGAAUUUGGGCCUAAGGCUAAAACGUUACUAAACCACCUUAUACAUAAACAAAAACGGCACCUUAACCAUCAGUGGCUUUUCAUUAAAUAGUGACCCGUUUUUGGACUUUGUCCAGACUCUAAGUUUAGAAUAUACUCAAACGCUUGACAACAUGUGCACUGAGGUUAAUCGCGCUGUGGCUCUUUUAUUAGAAAAUAUGUGGUAGGUCCAUUGCAGUACAAUUUCUCCACCUGUCGGCUGUUACUACCUACCGAGUGGACGCCAGUAUGGCGGAAUAAGAACUGAUUAUCAAGAAAUAAAAAUGCCUACCUAAGUUGUUCAAUUACAUUCCGAGACAAACACUACUGUGAAAAACAACUAAGGACGACAUGGUUCAGUUUUGUUUGUAUUUUGUGUUACAAUGGAAUGGAAGGAAUGUUUUAGCCAUUCCAAAACAGAAUUCCUCGAUACCUAACGGGAACAUUUGCUUCUUGACAUUUUGUAAGUUAAUGAAAAUGCCUCGGCUCUUUGAGGAGAAAUUAAUCGGGACAGUAUAGACAAAUGAACAGAGAUAACAAUGAAUUUUAAUUUUAGAAAUACCCCAGAAGUCCCCAAAAGCUUUUUUCAGUGAAGUUGUAAAAUUGUUUUUCGUAUUAUUUUCACUGGAAGAUUCUUAACUUAAUAUUUUUUCGCGUUUUUGGAGGGCUUAUCAAACCGAUAAUUUUCCGUAUUUGUCAGUUGUAACAACGAUUAUAUUUUUACUUGUCAAUAUUUCUUAUUAGAUAUUUGUAAACUAUCCUCUUUAAUAACAGUUGUAAACUUGAAAACAACUGUAAGCAACCUUGGUUUGUUCCUUUGAUUCUUAGAAAACCUACUUCAAGCAUGAGCGAGGUGUUACCCCCAGCUGACCAACAGUCCUGCGGCUCAGAUGCCACUACCAGCACUGAAAUGUGCUCCAUGUUAGACAACACCAAAAAGCGUAAGACCUUAUUCAAUUCCCGUGAAAAUUCACUCAUGGUUCCUAACGCCAAGGUGCAGGUAAGUGAUAGGAUCUAAAUUGCACCGGUACAGUUUAUACGGUUGUGUUUUAGUUGGACCUAACAAGGUACCGUAGACUGCCCGUCCCCCACUUAUAAACCCCCGGGUUAUAGGCCCACCUACUUGUAAACAAAAAACUUCAUCCCAAUAUAAGCCCCCCCCCAAAUUCGAUUUAUUAUGACGUUUUGACCGUUAAGAUUUAAAAGCAGUAAAUGCAAAACGUAUUUGUUCUGGGUCUGGAAGGGUAUUCUCGGAAUUUGACCAAAAUACAGUGCGGGAUACGGGAUUUGACUGCUACUUGUGAAGCAGGAUUCGCCAAAGUUUGGGCAGAAGGAUGCGGGAUUGGGAAAAAAAUAUAUAUUCGGGACAGCGAUGACAGAAGUUCGGGAUGCGGGAUUCUGGUGAAAAAGGAGCGGGAAACACGGUAUCAGAGCCCCCCUUCCAGUCCCUUUUUGUUCCGCACUUCUAUAGCUUGAUUUGAAACGCCUUUCCUAUUUCGGUUAUUAGCCCCCUUGGAUAUAAGCCCCCCCGAAUAUAAGCCAUCAUCCCAAAACUCCUUAGGAAGAUUUUUAAGCCCAGGGCCUAUAAGCGACAGUUUACGGUAUUCGUUUUGUGUCGUUGCAGAAGCGGGACUCGGGUAUACUUAAGAGGUCCUCGUGAGAAGAGGUAGCCCUGAUAAGUUGUCCAAAACGUCUUCAGAUAAUAAUUGAUGUUGUAUAAUCUAACCAAGGAAUACUUAUUACGGAAAUGAGCUUAGUAAGGGGCUUUAUACAUUGAGGGAGGAAGAUCCUAGAAGGCGGAACAACGUUUCGUUGAAUUUACAUGCAGAAGUUUCAGUCCGUGCGGUUACCAGUAGAGCCGUGAAGAAAUUAAAGAACAAAGAUUACCCAAUGAACGACCGGCCGCCAUUUUUGUGUGGUUGGCCCUAGUAAUAGGAUCUUCCUUGAGAAAACAGUUUACACAGUGCUAGGAUCUUCCUACCUCUCAGCUACAGUAGGAAGACCCUAGUACUUGGAAGAUUCUAGUUCUAGGGACAAGUACAACUUUUUUAAUGUAAACGGAAUACAGAAAACAUAUGGCGCUAUAGGAUGAUCCACCUUCUAGGAUCUUCCUGGUGCUAGGAUCUCCCUCCUUGAUGUAAACAGCCCCUAAAACUCAUAAAGUGACCCGCGUUUUAAUUUUUUUUAUAAAGAAAGUUAACCAAUUUUUGGUCUUAUCAAAACAGAUGUCGUUUGCUAACACGACGCUCAGUUCCAAAAGCCGUACGAGUACAGGAAUCCCACCAUCCCUUUCGGCCUUCAUGAGGAGUUUCAUCGCUCCCAAACUGAAGAAGUCUCAUUGAAGAAAUGUUCGAGGACCAAAGGCAACAUUGCCGACUUUUCGGAGUUGUGCAGACAUCUUCAUUGCCUUGGCAUUCAAAUCAUCGUCGAUUACAAGAAGACUGAAGAGCACUUCACCUGCAAACCUGAGGAAACAGCCAACAUUCCGUGACGCCACCGCUAGUUUCCCGCGAAAUAACGAGUGCAGAAAUUCCAAACUGACGAUGCGACACUACCUAGAUCUGGGUAGUGCUUCUGGUUGGUCAUGCGGCGUGGGAAACCUGUUUCAACCAAUCAGAAGCACUACCCAGAUCUGGAUAGUGACACGUCUUCAGUAUGGAAUUUCUGCCCUCCUUUCUCAGACGUCAUUUCGUAGAGGGGACCAGUGGUGUCGUCGCGGUAUGUGGGCUGUUUUCUCAGGCUAUUCACGUGCAGAAUCUUCCUAUUCUGUGUUCAUUUCAGAAUCUUCAAAUUUGAGUCGACAAACGCAGGAAAGUCGCCAUAGUAGGGUGAAGAAGAUGUCUUGAAAAACAUUAGGUUAACACCCUUAGUCAUGAAGGAAACUCCAACACAUAAUUUGCGAUUGGUCAAAAGCGUUUAAUUAUGUAACUCAAUUACCAUAGUGAUGUAGAUGGGGAAUUGCCAGAAACCCUUUUUUAUUAAUACUACAGUAGAGCGUGGAAUUAAUUUUUGCGAUAGUUUUUGUUUGCAUUAGCUUGUUUAGUGUGGAUCGUAUAAAAAUCCGCGAAAAUUAGAACCCGCACAAAUUAAGCGUCACAUUGCAGCUGAUAAGCUUAAAAGUGUGAAUCCCGGAAGUACAUUGUUCAUUAAAGGUUCGCCAAUUUUAAAGACAUUCCGUGAUUUUGUAGGAUUAAGGGGAUAGGGGUUGUAAGUAGUGUAUAGGCGGACCUAGUUUAAC
This is a messenger RNA of Porites lobata, 8402 nucleotides long. NCBI's taxonomy places the organism in Eukaryota, Metazoa, Cnidaria, Anthozoa, Scleractinia, Poritidae. The record is from the annotation of a GenBank genome assembly.